AUGAUACUCUUCGGCUCUGUAGAAUUUCUUGGCGGGAAGAAUCUCGGUCACGAUCUUCCUGUUCAAGACUUUUUGCUGCCUCUCCUUAGAAGCAAUUGCUGCUUCCUCUUGUUCAGGGGUAUAGAAAAAACAUCAAGCAGGGUAUCAAAGCUGCACUCUUUCGGGUCGUACUGCACCCGGACCACCUCCGAGUGGUUCGUGGUGCCCGAGCACACAUCCUCGUACGUCGGGUCGUGCAGACGGCCUUGGGUGUACCCGACCUCGGUCCGGGUCACACCUGGCACCCUCUGGAAGGCUAAUUCGACACCCCAGAAGCAGCCGGCCCCGAAUUGGGCGAACUGCUGGCCCGGGGCGGGUAUGUCGUCGUCGGGUCCCUGGGCGAUGGCCGAGGAAGAGGACGAGUCCACGGAUGGGUCGGUGGGGGAGCGGGCACCAAAUCCCAGCCGACUGAGCCAGCUCAUCCUCGGGGUGGAGGGCCUGAAGGUGAGGGUACGGGGGGAACUGAAGCAGUUGGGGAGGGGUAGUUUGGGGAUAGAGAGGGGGGAUUUGAAGAGGGAGGAGCAGAGGGAAGGUGUGGCUAUGGUGGUGGCUGCGCUUUUGAGGAGCAUUUUUUUUUUCCUCUCGAGUCGGAGAGGGUUACUUGCUGGGUUCCAAUUUUCGAUCUUCUUGGAUUGA
Molecule: messenger RNA, 675 nt
Organism: Striga asiatica
Lineage: Eukaryota; Viridiplantae; Streptophyta; Magnoliopsida; Lamiales; Orobanchaceae
Source: the annotation of a GenBank genome assembly